This is a messenger RNA of Nerophis ophidion (straightnose pipefish), 6863 nucleotides long. RefSeq names its product tubulin beta-6 chain-like. Gene Ontology annotation, molecular function: structural constituent of cytoskeleton; GTP binding; GTPase activity. Gene Ontology annotation, biological process: mitotic cell cycle; microtubule cytoskeleton organization. The transcript has 4 exons. Bases 95 to 1516 code for a protein of 473 amino acids. The record is from RefSeq and is a predicted model, not a curated record. Gene Ontology annotation, cellular component: cytoplasm; microtubule. Lineage: Eukaryota; Metazoa; Chordata; Actinopteri; Syngnathiformes; Syngnathidae.
UCACUGCUGGAUAUAAGAGCAGUUGGAGCCCUCCGGCGUUGAUAUCAGACGCUCCCACCGGUUUCUCUCACUGUACUUUACGCAUCGCGUCAUCAUGCGUGAAAUUGUACAUCUGCAAAUUGGACAAUGUGGCAACCAAAUCGGCUCGAAGUUCUGGGAAGUGAUCACGGAGGAACAUGGCAUCGACAGAACAGGAAUCUACGGGGGAGACGACAACGUCCAACUUGAGCGGGUCAACGUCUACUUCACUGAAGCCCACGGUGGCAAAUAUGUGCCCAGGUCACUGCUGGUGGACCUGGAACCGGGCACCAUGGACAGCAUCAGAGGAAGUCGAAUCGGCGCUCUUUUUAGGCCGGACAGCUACAUCCAUGGAAACUCGGGCGCUGGCAACAACUGGGCAAAGGGCCACUACACGGAGGGCGCUGAGCUGAUAGAACAGGUGAUUGACCGGGUAAGGACGGAGAGCGAGGGCUGCGACUGCCUCCAAGGGUUCCAGCUGGUCCACUCCCUCGGCGGCGGCACCGGUUCCGGCAUGGGCACCCUAAUCAUCAACAAGAUCCGAGAGGAGUACCCCGACCGGAUCAUGACCAGCUUCAGCGUCAUGCCCUCCCCUAAGGUCUCGGACACGGUGGUGGAGCCCUACAACGCCACCCUUUCGGUGCAUCAGCUCCUGGAGAGCACCGACGAGACUUUCUGCAUCGACAACGAGGCCUUGUACGAUAUCUGCUUCCGUACGCUCAAACUGACCACGCCCACUUACGGCGACCUCAACCACUUGGUGUCCAUGACCAUGAGCGGGGUCACCACCUCGCUGAGGUUCCCGGGGCAGCUCAACGCAGACCUGAGGAAGCUGGCGGUCAACAUGGUGCCGUUCCCCCGCCUCCACUUCUUCAUGCCGGGCUUCGCCCCGCUGACGGCGCGCGGGAGCCAGCAGUACCGAGCGCUCACCGUGCCCGAGCUCACCCAGCAGAUGUUCGACGCCCGCAACAUGAUGACGGCCUGCGACCCCCGGCGGGGCCGCUACCUCACCGUCGCCGGCGUCUUCCGCGGGAGGAUGUCCACCAAGGAGGUGGACGAACAAAUGCUGGCCAUCCAGCAGAAAAACAGCAACUACUUCGUGGACUGGAUCCCUCACAACGUCAAGGUCGCCGUCUGCGACAUCCCGCCCCGCGGCCUCAAAAUGGCCUCCACUUUCAUCGGCAACAACACGGCCAUCCAGGAGAUAUUCCGCCGCGUGGGCGACCAGUUCUCCUUGAUGUUCAAACGCAAGGCCUUCCUGCACUGGUACACGGGCGAGGGCAUGGACGAGUUGGAGUUCACCGAGGCCGAGAGCAACCUCAACGACCUGGUGUCUGAGUACCAGCAGUACCAAGACGCCACGGCCGACAUGGAGUCCGACUCGGAAGACGAAGAGGAGGAGGAGACCCCUUCCAGGACGGAGACCUCCGUGGUUCAGUCUCGAAAGGAAGUGAAAAUAGAAACAGUGACAGAAAUCAGUGAAGAAAUUAUCGAUUAGUGGAAGACUUUGGGUCUGUGGUUCUGUUAAGUCCAUGCGUAAACAUUUCAACGACAAAACAAAAACCCCAAACCAGUGAAGUUGGCACGUUGUGUAAUUUGUAAAUAAAAACAGAAUACACUGAUUUGUAGAUCCUUUUCAACUUAUAUUUAAUUGAAUAGACGGCAAAGACAGGAUAUUUAGUGUUCAAACUGAGAAACUUGAAUUUUUUUUGCAAAUAAUUAUUAUCCAUCCAUCCAUCCAUCCAUCAUCUUCUGCUUAUCCGAGGUCGGGUCGCGGGGGCAGCAGCCUAAGCAGGGAAGCCCAGACUUCCCUCUCCCCAGCCACUUCGUCUAGCUCUUCCCGGGGGAUCCCGAGGCAUUCCCAGGCCAGCCGGGAGACAUAGUCUUCCCAACGUGUCCUGGGUCUUCCCCGUGGCCUCCUACCAGCUGGACGUGCCCUAAACAAAUCCCUAGGGAGGCGUUCGGGUGGCAUCCUGACCAGAUGCCCGAACCACCUCAUCUGGCUCCUCUCGAUGUGGAGGAGCAGCGGCUUUAGGUUGAGCUCCUCCCGGAUGACAGAGCUUCUCACCCUAUCUCUAAGGGAGAGCCCCGCCACCCGGCGGAGGAAACUCAUUUCGGCCGCUUGUACCCGUGAUCUUAUCCUUUCGGUCAUGACCCAAAGCUCAUGACCAUAGGUGAGGAUAGGAACGUAGAUCGACCGGUAAAUUGAGAGCUUUGCCUUCCGGCUCAGCUCCUUCUUCACCACAACGGAUCGAUACAACGUCCGCAUUACUGAAAGAUGCCGCACCAAUCCGCCUGUCGAUCUCACGAUCCACUCAUACCCCACUCGUGAACAAGACUCCUAGGUACUUGAACUCCUCCACUUGGGGCAGGGUCUCUUCCCCAACCCGGAGAUGGCACUCCACCCUUUAUUAACUUAGAAUUUAAUGGCAGCCACAUAUUGCAAAAAAGUGUGCACAGGGGCAUUUUUAGCACAGUGUCACAUGGCCUUUCCUUUUAACAACACUCAGUCAACGUUUGGAAACUGAGGAGACCAAUUUUUUAAGCUUUUCAAGUGGAAUUUCUUCCCAUUCUUGCUUGAUGUACAUCUUAAGUUAUCGUAUUUUACGCUUAAUUACGCGCCACACAUUUUCAAUGGGAGACAUGUCUGGACUACAUGCAGUACUUUACUCUUUUACUAUGAAGCCACGCUGUUGUAACACGUGGCUUGGCAUUGUCUUGCUAAAAUAAGCAGGGGCGCUUGGAUGGCAACAUAUGUUGCUCCAAAACCUGUGUGUACCUUUACAGCAUUAAUGGUGCCUUCACGGAUGUGUAAGUUACCCAUGCCUUGGGCACUAAUACGCCCCCAUACCAUCACAGAUGCAGCCUUUUGAACUUUACGCCGAUAAUAAUCAGGAUGGUUCUUUUCUUUUUUGUUCCGGAGGACACGACGUCCACAGUUUCCAAAAACAAUUUGAGAUGUGGACUCGUCAGACCACAGAAGACUUUUCCGCUUUGGAUCAGUCCAUCUUAGAUGAGCUCGGGCCCAGCGAAGCUGGCAGCCUUUCUGGGUGUUGUUGAUAAAUGGCUUUCGCUUUGCAUAGUAGAGUUUUAACUUGCACUUACAGAUGUAGCGACAAUCUGUAGUUACUAACAGUGGUUUUCUGAAGUGUUCCUGAGCCCAUGUGGUGAUAUCCUUUACACACGGACGUCGCUUUUUGAUGCUGCACCGCCUGAGAGAUCGAAGGUUUGUAAUAUCAUCGCUUACGUGCAGUGAUUUCUCCAGAUUCUCUGAACUUUUUAAAGAUAGAGGGUGAAAUCCCUAAGUUUACUUUUAAUAGCUCAUUGAGAGAUGUUGUUCUUAAACUGUUGGACAAUUUCCUCACGCAUUUAACCACAAAGUGGUGACCCUCGCCCCAUCCUUGUGUGUGAAUGACUGAACAUUUCAUGGAACCUGCUUUUAUACCCAAUCAUGGCACCCACGGCAUGGUGUAGUGGGUAGAGCGGCCGGCCAGAAACCUGAGGGUUGCAGGUUCGCUUCCCACCGAUUGACUUCCAAAAAAGCGCUGCCGUUGUGUCCUUGGGCAGGACACUUCACCCUUUGCCCCCGGUGCCGCUCACACUGAUGAAUGAAUGAUGAAUGAAUGAUAGGUGGCGGUCGGAGGGGCCGUAGGCGCAAACUGGCAGCCACGCUUCCGUCAGUCUACCCCAGGGCAGCUGUGGCUACAGAUGUAGCUUACCACCACCAGGUGUGAAUGAAUGAUGGGUUCCCACUUCUCUGUGAGCGCUUUGAGUGUCUAGAAAAAAGCGAUUUAAAUCUAAGUUAUUAUUAUCGUUAUUAUUAUUAUGUUCCCAAUUAGCCUGCACACCUGUGGGAUGUUCCGAAUAAGUGUUUGAUGAGCAUUCCCUCAGCUUUCUCAGUCUUUUUUUUGCCACUUGUGCCAGCUUUUUUGUAACAUGUUGCAGGCAUCAAAUUCCAAAUGAGCUAAAAUUUGCAAAAGAUAACAACGUUUCUCAGUUCAAACGUUAAAUAUCUUGUCUUUGCAGUCUAUUCAAUUGAAUAUAGGUUGAAAAUGAUUUGCAAAUCAUUGUAUUCUGUUUUUAUUUACCAUUUACACAACGUGUCAAGUUCACUGGUUUUGGGUUUUGUACCUUUAGUGUCCUUAACCAUAAGGUCUCCGACAAUUGAGAGCCAAAAACCAGCAAUAAGACCUGGCGUAGAUUUGCCUCAGGGAACUGAGAAUUCCAGAAAAUAUAAACGAAGAAAGAAACAAGGCUAACUGGUAGCUCCAUCAUGGUUUCUUCUCUUCUACACUCGUUUGCUAUGUCUGGUGACUUUGUUCGACCCUAUAGCUUGGUUGGUAGAGUGGCCUGAGAGUUGCAGGUUCGAUUCCCGCUUGUGCCAUCCCAGUUACUGCCGUUGUGUCUUUGGGCAAGACACUUUACCCACCUGCUCCCAGUGCCACCCACACUGGUUUAAAUGUAACUUAGAUAUUGGGUGUCACUAUGUAAAGCGCUUUGAGUCACUUGAGAAAAGCGCUAUAUAAAUAUAAUUCACAAAUUCACUAUUAUCUCUGAAUGUGUACCCCGCCUUAGCAAAAAAAAAAAUUGUGCUGUCAAUUAAUCGGUUUAAUCUGAUUAAUUACAUUUUUUUUAUUCGGAUUAACCGUAAGUAUUUAUUACUUGCUUGCACAAUUUAAAUGAACAAACAAAAAAGGCUAAUAUUCAGAAAUGUCAUUCAGGAAUUUUUUUUGGACUGUUUUACUUGAAUGCGCAUAAUUUAUUUGCUGAAAAAACUUGGUAAAGUCCAGCCAGGUUGUAUUUGAGUGAGUAUGCACUGACCGUAUAACAACACCACCUUUAAGGUAACCAUCCACGGUUAAGAUAAAGGAACAUCUACGGUCAAAUAUAAAUGGGGGGGAUUUUCUACCGCUUGUCCCUCUCGGGGGCCCGACGAUGGCUGGAGCCUAUCCCAGCUGCAUUCAAGUCGCCACCUCACCGCAGGGUGAAAACAUACUUGAUUAAUGCGAUAUUUUUUUCAUGAUUAAUCAUACGAGCAAACUCGUUAUUUUUGACAACCUUAAAAAAAAGUCAUAGAUAUAUAUGAUACGUUUUAUGUGUAUCAUAAUUAAUGAUACUUGGUGCUGUGGAAUAUUCAUACAAUUAAUUAUUGUAAUCUAGCUGCAUGGCUUUUUUGCUCGUCAGCUACCUUUUACCAUUUAAUGUAGAAUUUAGGUGAUAUGUUUGCUAUACACAUACUGUGUAUAUAUAUGUAUAUAUAUAUAUAUAUAUAUAUAUAUAUAUAUAUAUAUAUGUGUAUGUAUAUUAUGUAUAUAUAUAUAUAUGUAUAUGAAUAUUAUGUAUAUACAUGUGUAUGUAUAUAUAUAUGUGUAUAUGUAUGUAUAUAUAUAUAUGUGUGUAUAUAUGUAUGUAUAUAUACAUAUAUAAUAUGUAUCUAUAUAUGUAUGUAUUUGUAUGUGCAUGUAUUUAUGCAUGGGUUUAUAUAUGUAUGUAUGUAUGUAGGUAGGAGUGGCGCAGUGGAAGAGUGGCCGUGCGCAACCCGAGGGUCACUGGUUCAAAUCGCACCUAGAACCACCCUCGUCACGUCCGUUGUGUCCUGAGCAAGACACUUCACCCUUGCUCCUGAUGGGUGCUGGUUGGCGCCUUGCAUGGCAGCUCCCUCCAUCAGUGUGUGAAUGUGUGUGUGAAUGGGUAAAUGUGGAAGUAGUGUCAAAGCGCAUUGAGUACCUUGAAAGUAGAAAAGCGCUAUACAAGUACAACCCAUUUAUCAUUUAUACAUACGUAUGUAUAUUUAUACGUAUAUGUAUACAUAUAUACAUACAUAUAUGUGUGUUUGUGUAUAUAGGCAAGUGUAUAUGUAUGUAUAUGUAUAUAUACAUAUAUACAUACAUAUAUAUGUAUAUAUGUAUAUGUAUACAUACAUAUACAUAUAUGUAUAUCCUGUACGUGUGUAUAUGUAUAUAUAUGUAUAUAUGUAUAUAUAUACAUACAUAUACAUAUAUGUAUAUCCUGUACGUGUGUGUAUAUGUAUAUACACACAUAUACAAAUAUACAUAUGUAUGUACAUAUAUACAGUAUGCAUUACUCUCUUUGCUUAGUUGAUGUGUUGAAUUUGAUUGUGUUUAAACUGUUUUUUAAAGACCUAUAUGUUGCAACUCCCUUAUUUAAAUACAUAUAUAAAUAAUUUUAAAAAAGAACAAAAAAACGUGAUAAAGUUAUCCCAGCAGGCACAUCAAAACAAUCUUGAGAACUUGCAACUCAAAGCUGACAUUAGAACAACAUUCUUUUUGACGACUUUUAAUCAAUGUUGGGUUUCUGCCGUUGAUUCGACCAUUGACAUUUUGGUCAUUUCCCAACCAGCAACGUGGAUCCAACGUCAAUUUAAAAAUACAACUGUUUUUAAACGUUGUUUCAAAGUAAAUUUUAAGUGACAUGUAAGUAUAGUCAACAUAUCAAUGUCCUGUUUCUGCCUGGAUGGCAAUAAAAACCUACAAAAAUAUUACAAAUCUCACCUUUAUUUGAAAUGACCUCUAAAAAAAAAAAUCUUUCUCCUGAUAUUUUUUAUUUAUUUGGCAAUAUAACGCCACGACAAGAACAACUAUACUAAAACAUAUACUUCUAAAGUCCAAGAGGACUCUAACUAUAGCCUGAUGGACCGUAUUGACACUGAUAGCGUGUUCUUACUGUACGUCAUACCAUGUCACAACGUUUCCUCCCUCCGUGAGCAGCGGUCUGGGACUUUGAGAUUACACAUCAUGUUGCCUUGAGUGUCUGUGCCAUGUUGAUAAGCACAUUGCACGGUUGGUGCAAAAUGUUCCCGUAAUAAAGUUGGCUGGAUGAAUAUA